Messenger RNA from Sapajus apella (tufted capuchin), 988 nucleotides. It is a transcript of the gene RPS19, whose product is annotated as ribosomal protein S19. Gene Ontology annotation, cellular component: cytosolic small ribosomal subunit; ribosome. Lineage: Eukaryota; Metazoa; Chordata; Mammalia; Primates; Cebidae. The record is from RefSeq and is a predicted model, not a curated record. Gene Ontology annotation, biological process: translation; ribosomal small subunit assembly. The transcript has 6 exons. Bases 368 to 973 code for a protein of 201 amino acids. Gene Ontology annotation, molecular function: structural constituent of ribosome; RNA binding.
UUUGCCAUCAUAGUCUUCUCCACCACUGUUCCUUCCAGUCACGAACGACGCAAACGAAACCAAGUUCCCCCAUCUCGGGACAGGAGCUCUUAUCCUCUAUUACACUCCGGGAGAAGGAAAAGCGGGAGGAAAACCUGGCCUCCAAGCCCGACCCCUCGGCCCUGCCCUUUACCUCUCCACCCCUCAAUACAUAACCUCCCCUCUAGGCGGGGACGAAGCCACAUUCGCCCUGAGAGAGGCGGAGCCUCCGCUUUUACCCCCCGCUCUCGCGAACUUUCAGAACUCUCGCGAGACCCGAAGCCCGACUUGUGCGCCCGGGAAACCCCGUCGCUCCCUUUCCCCUGGCUGGCAGCGCGGAGGCCGCACGAUGCCUGGAGUUACUGUAAAAGACGUGAACCAGCAGGAGUUCGUCAGAGCUCUGGCAGCCUUUCUCAAAAAGUCCGGGAAGCUGAAAGUCCCUGAAUGGGUGGACACCGUCAAGCUGGCUAAGCACAAAGAGCUUGCUCCCUACGAUGAGAACUGGUUCUACACGCGAGCUGCUUCCACAGCGCGACACCUAUACCUCCGGGGUGGCGCUGGGGUUGGCUCCAUGACCAAGAUCUAUGGGGGACGUCAGAGAAAUGGCGUCAUGCCUAGCCACUUCAGCCGAGGCUCCAAGAGCGUGGCCCGCCGGGUCCUCCAAGCCCUGGAGGGGCUGAAAAUGGUGGAAAAGGACCAAGAUGGGGGCCGCAAACUGACACCUCAGGGACAGAGAGAUCUGGACAGAAUCGCCGGACAGGUGAGGCCUGCAUUGGGGCAGGGCCAGAAUUAUUUCCUCCUGGAGGGCACAGCCCACGGUGGAGAAAGCUCUUCCAGGCAGAGGGGCUUGGCAGGCACAUCAUUGCUGGUGAUUGGAUGUUGCUUUCUCACAUGGCAGUGGGACUCCACUCCACCACUCCCUUCUACGUCUGUGAAAUGGGGAAAUACCCAGUGAGAAUUAGAUGAGAUG